AUGAAUAAACUAGAGAUUGACUUCUUUGAACAGCAUGGAUAUCAGUUCAUUAAGACCAUUGCAAGAGGUGGUUUCGGUGUCGUCUUCCUUGUUUAUUCACAAUCUUAUGAUCAGUAUUUUGCAGUUAAGAAAAUACCGAAAGAGAACUUUAACUGUGCAGAAAUUCACUGCCUUAUUGAAAUAAAUGAUCCUAAAGUCUGUAAUCUAUAUCAAUACUUCAAAUUCUCUGAUCAUUACUACUUACUGAUGGAAUAUUGCGACACUGACCUUGCCCAAAAGCUUAAGCAAGUCGAGAAACUUACAGAAGAAGCGACUAGAAGACUCGUUCACGAUGUAAUUGCCUGCUUAAAAGUUUGCCAUGACAGAAAUAUUGUCCAUGUAGACAUUAAACCUUCGAAUUUCUUAUUUGAUAACUACGGAAGAGUUAAGCUCUGUGAUUUCGGUCUUUCCAAAAUGUACCAAGAUCUUCCUUCCAGCUACACUUUCCAUGGUACAAAACAUUUCAUGGCUCCAGAAAUAUUCCAGCACCGCCAGUUCAAUCCGAUCAUUGCUGAUAUUUGGGCAUUAGGAGUCACAAUUUAUUACAUGGUUACUCAACAAUACCCAUUCCAAGCCCAAGAUGAAAAGUUCCUUCAAUUCAACAUUGAAAAGGGCAAAUACAAUGCAGAUCUCGUACAAAACAGCUUACUUAGAGAUCUUAUUGCCAGAUGCCUUGAAAAGAACCCUCAGAAAAGAGCAACUGUUGAUGAACUCUUAGAAAUGCCGUAUUUCCAAAACUCUACUCCAACACUUCGUGAUAUGAGACGCUCCGAUCUCAUUCUUAAGCCAAAAAUCCCAUCUGUUAAAUCAAACUACAUUUCCAGGUCAACUUUGGCAAGUGUUCCAAUUAAUUACAAUCGCUUACGCCUGAAGAACAAUAAUGCGCGUUAUUCUGCUAAUUUAAUCUAA
Trichomonas vaginalis G3 is the source of this 948-nucleotide messenger RNA. Its product is annotated as protein serine/threonine kinase protein. Gene Ontology annotation, molecular function: protein kinase activity; ATP binding. Gene Ontology annotation, biological process: protein phosphorylation. Lineage: Eukaryota; Parabasalia; Trichomonadida; Trichomonadidae. The coding region runs from base 1 to 948 and encodes 315 amino acids. The record is from RefSeq and is a predicted model, not a curated record. The transcript has a single exon.